Messenger RNA from Ipomoea nil (Japanese morning glory), 1823 nucleotides. RefSeq names its product E3 ubiquitin protein ligase DRIP2-like. The coding region runs from base 254 to 1591 and encodes 445 amino acids. The transcript has 7 exons. Gene Ontology annotation, molecular function: ubiquitin-protein transferase activity. The record is from RefSeq and is a predicted model, not a curated record. NCBI's taxonomy places the organism in Eukaryota, Viridiplantae, Streptophyta, Magnoliopsida, Solanales, Convolvulaceae.
GUUCAUGCCAGUUUGAACAUUAACUUCUCUCGAUUUCGACUCCCAAACCCCUCCCUCGCCUCAGAGAUCAUCUUCGACUUUCCCCUCCACCAAUCAUCAACUCGCGUUGUUCUUCCCAAAUCAAACAGAUUCCGAGCUUCUCAUCAUCGAUACGAGCUCGAAUCUAUUCGUAUUGCGCGGUAAUUGCGGCUUCUGUGUUUGAGUUUAAUGCAGAUGAAGGGAGGGGAGUGGACGUAAAUCCCAUGUCUCUAACAUGCACCGCCUGAGUACGUCCGGCUUCCACAAAAGAGGGCCGCUGCUAGAGGUUAUUGGAGAAGAGGAUAUGUCGAAUCUAGUGGUGACGAUGAGGAGAGACACGAUUGCGGCAUGCAUGACAUGCCCUCUUUGCCGUAAGCUCUUCAGAGAUGCCACCACUAUCUCCGAAUGCCUCCAUACGUUUUGCAGGAAGUGCAUUUAUAAGAAGCUUCAAGAUGAGGAGACGGAUUGUUGCCCAAUAUGCAACAUUGAUUUAGGUUGUGUCCCGGUUGAGAAACUGAGAGCGGAUCAUAGUUUGCAAGAUGUAAGGGCAAAGAUCUUCCCUUAUAAGAGGCAGAAGGUGAAGGCGCCUGAAAUUGUACCUUCAGUUUCAUUACCAGUGAGGAGAAAGGAAAGAUCUCUUUCUUCAUUAGUGGUUAGUACACCCAGAGUUUCUACCCACACUGGUAUGACAGGAAGACGGUCAAAAUCCAUUGCAAGAAAAUCAUUACGAGGUUCCAAUUUUUCAAUUGAGAAGCCUAUCAAGAAUGAGGAAGGUUCAAGUGAAGAUCGGCCUGAUGGCUCUAGCUCACCAGAGACCUUGAACAAGUUCGCCCAGAAUAUAAGACAGAACUCUUCUAAUGCUGAGCCAUCUAGCCAUCAUAAGCCUGAUAAAGAAACAGAGAAUGGUUCAGAACAGUGGGAAGGGAAAGUUGAUUUAUGGAAGCCCCUAACUUGUUUGUUUGAAGCUGCAAAUAGGAGCAAGUCUUCAAGGUCUAUUUCACAAGGUUCUGUCAAAUCAGAACAUACACAUGUAGCUGACAAUGAGGGACAAACCCGCAAAGUCAAAGAGCAUGGACAUAAAUUAAAUGUUAAAGACAAAAAGAAUAACAGUGAUCAUGCUCCUCCAGAAUCAGAAAAACCUAAAAAGUCACGAAGAAUUCAAAAGAAGGCAUCAAAUUUUGGGGACUUCAAUGUUUCACCACAAGAUGUGCUUGAUGCAGCAACUCCUAUAUGUGAAAGGAGUACUCCAAUUUGGUUCUCGCUAGUGGCCUCUGCAAACCAGGAAGGAGAAGCACCCUUGCCCCAGAUUUCUGCAAGCUACUUAAGAAUAAAGGAUGGGAGCAUUCCAGUUUCAUUCAUCCAAAAGUACCUGAUAAGGAAGUUGGAUCUGAAGAGUGAGGAUGAGGUUGAAAUUAGAUGCAUGGGGAAAUCAAUCGUCCCCACAUUACAGCUGAAUAACUUAGUUGAUUUGUGGCUUCAAAUGACUACUCCUGAAAGAGUAUCUGCCACAAUCGGUUCAUCAGCCAAGGAUUUCGUGAUGGUGUUGGCAUAUGGACGUCGGGUUCCUUCUUGAAGAUACUUUUUUUUUUUUUUUUUAUUGCAUACCUUUCAGUUAUCUUUUUAGUGUUCACAGAAAGAUAUUGAGUAGCUCAUAGUGUUGUAGUGUAUUUGUAUUCUUAUUGUGCCCUAAUUUUGACGAUUUAGGGAUGCAUUUGAUAUUAUAUUGUUACUGUCAUAUUGAUAUGAAUUUGUUAUUGAAGUAAUAAACGGAGGAUUUUCUCCAUUGUAUACAUUUUGAUCACUGA